Messenger RNA from Tilletiaria anomala UBC 951, 2454 nucleotides. RefSeq lists its product as uncharacterized. NCBI's taxonomy places the organism in Eukaryota, Fungi, Basidiomycota, Exobasidiomycetes, Georgefischeriales, Tilletiariaceae. Gene Ontology annotation, cellular component: signal recognition particle, endoplasmic reticulum targeting. Gene Ontology annotation, biological process: SRP-dependent cotranslational protein targeting to membrane. The transcript has 3 exons. Gene Ontology annotation, molecular function: signal recognition particle binding; 7S RNA binding; endoplasmic reticulum signal sequence receptor activity. The record is from RefSeq and is a predicted model, not a curated record. The coding region runs from base 1 to 2454 and encodes 817 amino acids.
AUGGAGUUCGAUUUCAGCGGCCGUGACCCCGCCGAGGGCGUUGUCAUUGGGGAGCUCCGCUUGCUGCAAACCCUUACGGAAGCUCGUAACGAGCAUGGUAUGCGUCAGAAUGAGUACGAGCGGUACCGUGUGUACUGCACCAAGAAGGUGCACCGCCUGAGGGAAAUCGCCAAACUGACGCACGUCGAUGAUCAGCACAUGGGAGCGAAGCAGAACAGGGCCAAGAAGAAUGCUGGCAGAAGGUCAAAGCGCCCUACGUCUGCUCAACAGUCUGAGGCUGCAGCCAAGCUCGGGGGCAACCAGUUCACAAAGAGGACUGUCACCACCACCGAUGUGAAGGACCAAACCAUCCUGCUUCUCAUGCUCUUCGAAGCCGAAAGAAACUGGGCACAUUCUCAGGAGCUCAAAACAGCUGCAUUUGAGAAGGACAACGAUUCGCGCCUUUUCAAACAGGGCACAGCUCGUGCUCGGCGCGCUGUGCAAUGGGCGUCCAACCUGGUCGAUGCUCUAAAAGCGUUGUCCAGCGUGUCCUCUGCACGCUCUCGUCUUGAAGCAGCCGCCUACCUUUGCAUUGUGCGCGGCUCAGUGUCAUUCGAUCGGUCCCGUCACAGCGAGUCGCUCCAGCAGACCUGCGUGGCUCGAGAGCUUUUGAGCUUCCUGGCCCAGCACUCCUUGAGUGCGAAAGAUGAGGCGUUCGCCAACAGCUUUGUCGAUGCAGGGGAUGCACAAAUUCGCUUCUCAGCUUAUCAGCUUGAGCUUGAUGAGCAGAAUCUCGAUGUCAUCAAGCAGGGUGUUGCGGAUGAGGAGACGUGCGAGAAGUGGGCGCCUGAAUCUCAAGAACUGAUGAAAGAGAUCGGCAAGGCCUCUAGAAAGACGAGCGGGACCCCUAGUGCAAACUCCGAAAUUGUCUGGCGAGGCCGUACCAUCCAUAUCCGAAACCCAGAGCUGUUAGAUGCGGUCACCGUGGCACGAAAAGAGAAGGAACUUCUUGAACAUGCGCUCACACAAGAAGUGUCAGAGGAGACCGACAAUGGGAAGAACAAGAUGCCGGCGGCGUCAGCCGAAGGAAAACGUCCGCGCUUCAAACACUCGGAGAGGAACGCACGACGCAAGGCAGGCGAAGCCAGGCGUUUCCGUUCAUCUAGUACCAAGACCGCCAUGGACCCUUUUGACCGCGCUCUGAGCGCUGCUGCUGAUGCAGAGCGCCUUGCCGCUCAACUCGUCGAGGACAACGCAGCUGCUCUAGCCAAGAGCCACAGCUCUCGGUAUCAAGCCGUCAACAAAGAGCUUAAAGCUGCGCACGACUACCUACUGUACACACUACUCUCCCUUCGCAUUCGCAGGAACGACCACUUGGCAAAAGAGGUGGAACGCAAGGCUGAGCGCAGGGAGAGGCGCGCUCGCGACGCAAUUGAAAUCAGAAUCAAGGCAGCGGGACGGAGGAUAACCCCCUUAAGCGGCAGGAAGAAGCGCAACAAUGUUGAAGGUAAAAAGAAGGCAAAUAUAGGGAAGAAUCCUGGUAGCAAAGCAAAGAAGCCACGCAAGCAGCCGAAGCAAUUCAAGCGCAGGCCUGCACGUGGAGGAACAAAGCGUCGGCUGGCCGUGCAGGCCAAAGCUCGGUCCAUGCAGUUGAGGGUAAUGGCAGAAGAAAAGUCCAAGAGGAGGCGAGCGCGCGCUGUGCCUGGCCUUGCCAAGCUGCUUGACGCCGCAGAGGCAAGUUUGAAUGACAUUGCAGGCCUGAACCUUGUGGAGACCGAGCCAGACGUGUCCAGCUUGAUCGAUGCCAAGACAGCCUGGUACAGAUCUGAGCUGCUUCGUCAGCUCGCGAAGGCAUACAGCCUGUCGAGAGCCUAUCCUCAUGCCAUCCUUCUCAUCAACCGCGCCCAACUCUUCAUCCGCCAAGCGAGAUCUGCGCUGGAUCUGGCGGCAGACAUUGGAAAGGAGAAUCGUGACAUCCCGCCCUUCAUCUCAGAACAGACGCUUGAUGAUACCGACAACAAACUGCUGGAAGCGAAGCACGCGAUGCAGAAGGAAAUGUUCAGUGGUUUGCGCAAAGAUGCAGCCAGCAGCGCGCUUCCGCAGGCGGCUGCGAUGAGGGGCGACGCGAUGGGAGAGACCAAUGCCGCUGCCGCACUGCGUGAGCUCGCGAACAAGUAUGUCGACUUUGACCCGGCGCUGCUGGAAGAGGCCAAGCGAGUUCCCGCCGAAGUGCUCAAAGCCCUGCAGAGCGAGUCGCGCAGCGAAGCUGCUGAUCCUGCCGCGCGUGGCGGUGCUCACGAAGAGGAGGCUUUCGAAGAUCCCAUCACUUUCGAGGAGGCUGAGGCCGGAGAUACGGGAGCGAGUGAUAACGAGACAUUCGAGGAUCCAGAAGAUGCUGGCGAAGCGCCGGAUGAGGAAACGCAGGGUGUGGAACAAAAGCGCGGAUGGUUUGGCGGCUGGCUUCGCCGGUCCUGA